GUGUGUGUGUGUGUGUGUGAGAGAGAGUUGGCGAACGGAGCUUCAGAGCAGUAAAUGUUUCGGGAAUGCUCUCCGAGGACAGACUAGAUGCGAGGCGAUUCAAUUCCUUCUGUACGUUCCUUGGCCAGUCACUUUAAAAUUAAGAUGGACCUGAAGGAUUUUAAAUGUGCUCGUUUGGUAGUUGGGGUUAAACUGUUGCUCGAGUGUGGAGGAGAAGCGCGAUGAUUCCAUUUGUUUUUUACGUUUCUCUGGCAUUCACUCAAAACUUAAGAUCAACCAUAGUAUUUUAAAUGUUCCUCUUUGGCAGUCGAGUGUGGACGAGAAGCAGUAUUAUUCCAUUCACUUAAAAAUUAAGACUGAGUGGAUGCGUUCUAAAUCAUUUGGCUUUUACUUCACCAGUCAAAGCCACUGUCAGCCCCGAGUGUAGCGGAGAUGGAUUAUUUCAUUUCAAAUUUUUCAAUAGUUAAACCUGCCUUUUAAAUGUUCUCGUCUGGCUCUUGUUGUUACUGUUGCUCGCUGUAAUGUAGUUCGAGUGCUGACUUGAAGCAGGAUUAUUUAAUUUCAGUGAGAGUUUGGACCGAGUUAAAGCAUUCUAAAUGUUGCUCGAGGACGUCAUUAUUUUAGUCGUUAUUUGGCAGUUACUCCCAAAGUUAAAGUGAAUAUUGCUCGAGUCUGGACUAGAAGCACAGCUAUUAUUUAACGUUCCCAGUCAUUCAAAUUUUAAAUGGUCUUGCAGUUAAAAAUUUGUCAGUUAAGAAAGUCAUUUUUAUUCAUUAAGUUUGCGUUCAUUAAUAAUUGCUUCAGCUAGAGCAUGGAUUUGAAACACCAGGUUUAUAUUAUGUUCUUGUUUUACCGCAGUUCAAGUCAUUUGAAUUCAUUCAUUCAUUAAGUGGGAGUUGACGUGAGCAAACGGGAGUAAAUAAUUGCUUGAGCCUGAGUGUGGACUACAAGUGGGGGUUAUAUAUAAUUUCUUCUUUAAGUUAAGACAGCCUUGUAUAUGUUGCUGUUGGUCAUUUUAGAAGUCAUUUGAUCAAACCGUGAGGGUCUAAAAUCUCAAAAGAGAGGUUAUUCCAACCCAACUAUGAGAGUUCAAAAUGACUGGAAAGCGUCCGCGUGUAUGUGACCGCUCGGCCCGGUGCAGAAGACUAAUUUAGAAGUUGCAGAUUUGCGCUGCCUGAAUUGGCUAGACAGCUGUAAUCGCACUCGCUCCUCGUCUUAAUCUCUUUAUCUGGCUAGCAGCUGCCAUAUGGCCCCCGUCAGCUGGAUCAGAUGUGGCUAAGCCCUGCCUCCCUCCCUCCCUGCCUUCCUCGCUGUCCAUCCCAGACCCCCCUGAGCCGGGCCUGGUUGGUUUGGGCCGGGGCCGGGCUGCUCCACACCUAGCUCUCUCUCUAGCGUCUUUAUUUUUAGGCAUCUUAAGGAUUAGGAUUGAUGCUGUGACGAGCAGGGCACUUACAGUGAUUGUAUUGUAAAUCUUCUUCUUCUGGGCAGAGGAGGAGGAGGAGGAUGUGCGAAGGUUUUUCUCGUAAGACCACGUCUUGGAGCGUGUGUAGAGGAGGGGCUAGUUCACCCUUGUCCCCGUAAGCCCCCCCAUCACCUCCCACCCCCUCCUCAUUACACACACCCUCCCCUGCCCCUCAUUAAAAGUCGCGCACACAUCGCACACACUCAUCCAUUCUUGCCGAGGCUUCAUUCAAAUGAGGCCAUUUAACUGUUUGGGCUAACGAGCAGAGCGAGAGCGAAAAAAGCGAGCGGCAUGUAUUUUCUCAGACGGGACAAAGCGACGUGGUUAACAGGUUAUGAGGACAGCAGGAUGGAGUUCCCCGACCACAGCCGACAUUUGCUCCAGUGUCUGAGCGAGCAGCGGCACCAGGGCUUCCUGUGCGACUCCACGGUGCUGGUGGGUGAGGCGCAGUUCCGUGCGCACCGCGCCGUCCUGGCGUCGUGCAGCAUGUACUUCCACCUCUUCUACAAGGACCAGCUGGACAAGCGCGAUGUGGUGCACCUGAACAGCGACAUUGUGACGGCGCCGGCGUUCUCGCUGCUGCUGGAGUUCAUGUACGAGGGCAAGCUGCGCUUCCAGGACCUGCCCGUGGAGGACGUGCUGGCCGCCGCCUCAUACCUGCACAUGUACGACAUCGUCAAGGUGUGUAAGAAGCGGCUGAAGCGCAAAGCCACGGCCACCGAGGCGGACAGCACGCGGCGGGAGGACGACGGCGCCGGCUCCAGCUGCUCCGACAAGGCCGACAGCCUUUCGGACGGCUCCGUGGGCCGGCCCGCCACCGCCGACCUGAGCGACGAAGAUGACGACGGCAAGACGGAGGUGGGGGCUCUGUGGCUGAGGGCGCCCUCCGCAGAGAGGCCGGGAACACCCGCUGUCGUCGUACCCGCCAGCCCGUGCCACGGCGAAGCAGACGUCAAACCCACGUCUCCUGCUGGAAGCCCAUCCAGCUCCACCGGCUCUCUUUCCCAAAAGUCGCAGCGUUCCGUGAGCUCGCGAGGCCACCACGGCAGGGUGUCCAGCGAUGCCGUAGACUGCGUCCUGGACUUGUCAGUCAAACCCACAACUGGUGUUAACCACCACUCCAACUACUUUGGUGGUAACUCCCCACCAGAUAGCCUCCAGAGCCCCCUGGCCGUGAGGGUGAAGGUGGAGAGGGGCGCGGCAUCGGACGAGGAUGAGGACAUGGGGAGCGGGGACUACGAGAUGGAGCACAGCGGCAAGGCGCCGCCGGGGCACCACGGCGUGGGCGGCCCCCUGUCGGCACAGCGGCGUCUGGGCCUAGAGGCGCACCUCUCGGCCCUGCGCGAGGCCUCCCUGGCUUCUGAGCUGGAGCGCGACGACAAGCCGCCCGGCGAGGACGUCCCGGCAGAGGCGUCGUCGGGCGCCGUGGACGGCGCCCUGCUGCCGUAUGUGUCCAACAUGCUGGCACCGCCCCACACGCAGAUCUUCAUGUGCCCGCUGUGCAACAAGGUGUUCCCAUCCCCGCACAUCCUCCAGCUGCACCUGAGCUCGCACUUCCGCGAGCAGGAGGGGGUGCGCGCCAAGCCGGCCGGCGGCGACGUCAAUGUGCCCACGUGCACCAUCUGCAGCAAGACCUUCUCCUGCAUGUACACGCUCAAGCGCCACGAGCGCACGCACUCGGGCGAGAAGCCCUACACGUGCGCCACCUGCGGCAAGAGCUUCCAGUACUCGCACAACCUGAGCCGCCACGCCGUGGUGCACACGCGUGAGAAGCCGCACGCCUGCAAGUGGUGCGAGCGGCGCUUCACGCAGUCGGGAGACCUCUACCGGCACAUCCGCAAGUUCCACUGCGAGCUGGUGAACUCGCUGUCGGUCAAGAGCGAGCCGCUGGCCCUGCCCAACGUCAGGGACUGGGCCAUCGAGGACAGCUCGCAGGAACUCUGGAAGUAGACGCCCGCCACCGCGUCGACUUCUUAAGGCGCUGCUUCCCAACCGUCAUUGUGACCAUGCGCAGCUUUUUACGUUGGAAAAAUCUCAAAAUGGCACAAAAUGUAGAGUAAACCCCCAGGGGUUAGGGACCGAGAAUACUGAAAAACAACAAGUAAUUAUUAACGUCCUCUAAAAAUGUUACCUGUAUUAUUUAGUUCAAACUGUAUAAACAGUGAACCCCCGAUUAUCAUGGUGGAUACAUUCCAGACCACCCGCAAUAGCUGAAAAUUCACCAUAUAGAGCCCAUAAUUAAGGCAAGCCUUAAGAUAACCCUCCCAACAAAUGUAAUCAAAACUUUUCAAAACACACUUUUAAACAAUUUUUUAAAAAUGUUUAACAGAAAAGUCUUCUAUGUAGUGGAAAUGCAAUACAGUGGAGGAUUACUUCAUUGUUAUUGAACUGAGGCACCUGUUUUACAUUUGAAAAAUCUUAUAGUACAACAUCAAAAAUGAUGUACUAUAGUAAAAAAAUGAUCAUCUCGAUUUACUCCCAAAUUUACAUAGUGUGAAAUUUGGGACUUUUAAAUUGAACGCAAAGCUGCUAUUAUUCUGUUGUAUGAAUGGCAACAGGUUGAUAUGCAGGUUAAUUGUACCUUCUGCCAUGUAAUGGAAGAGCAUCUAAUUGUUCUGACUGUCACUAUACGUCACUGGCAUAGCUAGAUGAACAAAGAUAUUUGUAAAGAAUAAAUAAUGUUUUUGGGACAAAUGAAGGGAAAUUGGAUCAUUUCCUGCAGCAGCCCUGCAGUGGAUUACUGUAUACCACGAACUUCGAAAACACAAAACUUGAAAACACUAAUAUUAUUUUAAACUCAUCUUACGUUACACUUCAAAACAAAUGCCUCACAGAUCAUUUGAGUUUGAAAAAAUGCGCUAAAAACGCCUGUGAGAUGUAAGUCUUCUUCGCAACCCGUAAUUCGCAAUUGUCAAGCGGUAACAAAACCGCCGUCGUUUAUUAGCUUGUGCUAAGCUUAUCAAAAAUUUGACACAUGGCGAGGACUCUCCGUAACAACCCUGGCUAAAUUUCGCUCUUCCCAGACAUGCAGACCUUAGGACAGACGCGAUGUAUCACUCCAACCUACUUCCUUGUCAACGAUUACUACUUUCCUAUUACCCAGGGCUUUGCCGCCAUCUUGUAGCAUCUUUAGAUGUUACGGAAAGAGCACAAAAACGCAAAUAGGUGAAUUUGUGAGUAGUGAACUGCGAAAGGUGGGGGUUCACUGCAUGUGUUCUGAAAUCAUGCUGAUGUCACAGAUUGACUUGCUCCGUGUGAAAUUCGGACCAGUUCAAUUGAACACAAAUCUAUUAUUCUGCUUUAUGAAUAGCGACAAGUGAAUUUUAUUGUACCUCGCUGGCAUAGAUAGAUGAACAAAUCUACAUUAUUUGUAGUAAUUCAAAAAUUAAUUUGGUGGUUGGGAAUCACUGUUUUAAGAGGACGUGGGCGUCAAAGUGAGUCUUGCACUUUAAUAGCACAUGAACAUGUUACUACUGACUUUUGGGUUCGGGGUUCCUUUGACUCUCAAUGUCGCAGAAGGUCUCGCUUUUCAACUUUUGAUUUUCGUCUCUCAUCUCACGACUCGACGAUACGCUAAACGGGUAUCACCAUACACACUUUGAAGACACGUGUGCGUGUGUUUGUGCGUGUGUGCGCGUGUGGGUUAAUGAGAUGCUCCACUGGCACGGAGGCGCAGUUAGCGUGUUGGUGGUGGGUGUGUUCAGGGAGCGACUGACAAAACGAAAUGAUGGCACUCAUGCAAUGCACAGCCUCCUUUUAUUAUUAUUAUUAUUAUAUUUUUUUUUAAAUCAGUUUGAAGUACUUUCUAAUGAUGAUAUUUAACAAAUUAUUACUGAUGAAUAGUUUUCUUCAAUCUAGCUGGCAGUCUUUUUGUUGAGAAAAUAAAAAGUAUUUAAUUUAAAGGUUGUAAAUUGUUCUGCUAUAGUUUAAAUUCACUUUUAUUAUUAUUAUUAAUAAUUUUAUUUGAUUUUGUUUUUUUACCUGCUGUUUGUUGCAUGACGUCCACACUUGUAUAUUUUAAGAUUUUUUUAAGACAAUAAUGUGAAUUUGCUGUGUUACUGUACACAUUGUUAUUGAUCAAAUUUGACUUUUUUUUCAGCAUUUUUUUUUUUGUGAAUAUACUACUACUACUACUACUACUCCAGGGUGAAGCCAAGCUGACUAUGACUGGUGGGGUGGGGAUAAUGCAUGGAAUGUUGUCUUAAAAAGUUGGGAAUUUAGGGGUGGGAAAUGUCGAUGAAGCUUUUGAAGCCGGUGUUUAUGUGUGCACUGAUCUCUUCUGUGUGUGUGUGUGUGUGAAGGAAGCACCUUUUUAAGCUAUAAAAGACGUGAAAAUGUGUGCUGGAAAGAUGCCUUUUAACUCCUCAUUUGCGACUCAACACAUUUUUGUUAUUUAAAAAAGAUAUUUGAAAAAUGUCACGGAAUUUAUCAAAGUCAUCCCAAAAGGUAUUGCCAUCAAAGAAAAUUUUUAAAAAUGAUUUGUGAUUUUUAAAAACUUUUUGUAUCUUGGGGGUGGAACUCAGUUUGGAAUUUUGAAAGAAUUGUCAAGCGUUUAUACAAUCCCAAAAAAAAGGAGUUGCUGAACGCACCAUAGCCCUCAAGUGUGCGUGUGUGUGUGUGUUUGCGCGCGUGCGUGCGUGCGUACCCGCACCCCACCCAUCCAUCCAACCUGCUGCGAUUUGCAUCAUCACUGGUGUUUUUGUUUUGUUUUUUGCUUUUUUCCCCUUUCUGGUUGUACUUGACCGCCUUAAACUGCUGAAGUCCAGGCUGAUUGUUAUUACUAUUUCUCUUCUUUUUUGUUUUUGUUUUGUUUUUACUUAUUUUAAUUUAAUUGUAUUUGUAAUAAUUUAUUUGUGAGUGUCAGGCUGCGAACUAACCACACUCCAACCUUUUUGCUGUGUUUACUUGAAAACAAGAAAGGGUGCGGGUGGGGUUAUUUUUAUGGUCAAUAAAAAAUAUCUUAGUUUAUGAGGGGCUUCAAAUGACUGAAAAAAAAGGACAAUCACCAUCUGGGGGGGGGGGUAAAAACAAGCAGAUUUUUUUCAGAUCUAUUUGCUCCCCAGUCGAGAUUAAAUAAAUUUAUUUUAUAAUUGUUUUUGGGGGGGAGGGAAGAUUGAGAUUUAGUCAUUUUUAGCUUUGACAAUCAUAGUUUGUUUUUCUCAAGGGGAAUUAAAUUCGAAUUGUGUUUAGUUUUGUCAUUUCCGGUGUGCUGUUGACGUUGACAUUUUUAAAUUGUGUGCAAACUGCAAUAAAUUAUAAGAUUCUUCA
Molecule: messenger RNA, 6730 nt
Organism: Phyllopteryx taeniolatus (common seadragon)
Lineage: Eukaryota; Metazoa; Chordata; Actinopteri; Syngnathiformes; Syngnathidae
Gene: zbtb18
Product: zinc finger and BTB domain containing 18
Exons: 2
Coding region: 1754-3412 (552 amino acids)
Biological process (GO): regulation of transcription by RNA polymerase II
Cellular component (GO): nucleus
Molecular function (GO): DNA-binding transcription factor activity, RNA polymerase II-specific; protein binding; RNA polymerase II cis-regulatory region sequence-specific DNA binding
Source: RefSeq, a predicted model, not a curated record